AUGUAUGAUAGCAAAUCGGAAAAGCAUGCCUCUAAAAUGAAUAUUGACCAUAUAAAAGAUGAAAAUAUAUUCUGUUUGAUUUGUGAUGAAUAGGAUUAUACAGAACAAAACUAAAUAGUAUUUUGUGAUGGAUGCGAUGUUACAGUUCAUUAGGAGUGUUAUCAUGUUGUAAAUUUGGGAGCAAAAUGGUAUUGCUAGAAAUGUUUGGCAUUGAACGACAACAAAGAUCAACAGAUAAAUUGCUAAUUUUGUCCAGAAUAGUUCUAAAUUACAGAAUAAGUAUAGUUGAAUGGACAAUAGCAAUGGGCUCAUUCAAUUUGUUUGAGAUGGAACCCAUUUUUAGUGUAAAAUCCAAAAAGUCAUAAUUUAUACUCAUGUGAAACAGACCUUCAAACAGGUUUGAAAUGCCGUUAUUGUCAAAAGACUGAUGGUUUUCAAUUAGAAUGUUACUAUCAAGGAUGUUAAGAGGCAUUUCACAUAGGGUGUUUGAAGGUUAAUGGAGGAAUAAUGAAUAAGAAGGCGAUGGAUUGUCUAUACACAUACAUGAAACCGUAUUUGAGAAUACAAGAUAAGAAAUUAUUGUUUUGUGUGGAACAUGUUGAGGAAUUAAUGGAUAAGUUGAAGAAGGAUGAAAAAAGUCAAAUAGAAUAGAAGUUUGUAAAAUUGAGGAAUGAAAGACUGCAAUCUUAUUACAUCUAUAAUAGGAAUAAUAAAUAGAUAGAUGAGGAUAAGAAUGAGACUAAGGCAGCAAGGAAAUAAAAAAAUUACGAAGAUGAGCUUUUUGAUGAGGUUGUCCAAUUGAAAUAGUUGAAAUAAGCUAAAAUACCAAUAAAGGAUAAAAAAGUGAAAAUGCAAUUCAAGGAGUACAUGACAAGGAAACUAAAUGAUCAAUUGCAUAAAUUAAGGGAUGAUUUUAUGAAGAAAAAUCAUAAUGAUCUAAAUGCUGACGAGGAUACUUAUAUUUAAAUAGAUACUCAAUUAAGCAAGAAACUAUUCGAUAAGUUGGUGGACAUCAACAACUUAGAGGAAUUUGAUAAAUAUUUAGUGAGUUAUUUCAUUUUUAACAAUAUGAUUCGGAAACCAAAUAAUCCUGAGAUUUAUAUUCGAGAUGACAAUAACAAUUGCUAAUAUUGGAAAAAGGUGUUGGAUGAAUUGGGGAUUAAAAACGGGGAAUAAUUCUCAAGGUUUUUGAAUGUUCUCAGAUUGAAGAAGAUGAAUAUUGUGAGUAGGAAUAAUGAGAAAUUGCAAUAUGAAUAGGAUUUACAAUAGCAAUUCGAGAUCUAAAAUAAUGAGUUGAUUGAAUGA
Messenger RNA from Paramecium tetraurelia, 1305 nucleotides. RefSeq lists its product as uncharacterized. The record is from RefSeq and is a predicted model, not a curated record. Gene Ontology annotation, biological process: regulation of transcription by RNA polymerase II. The transcript has 5 exons. Lineage: Eukaryota; Ciliophora; Oligohymenophorea; Peniculida; Parameciidae.